Molecule: messenger RNA, 453 nt
Organism: Trematosphaeria pertusa
Lineage: Eukaryota; Fungi; Ascomycota; Dothideomycetes; Pleosporales; Trematosphaeriaceae
Exons: 1
Coding region: 1-453 (150 amino acids)
Source: RefSeq, a predicted model, not a curated record
AUGUCGGCAACUCAGAGCGUAAGAGCAGAGUCGGUUAAGAGAGCCAAAGUGACUGCUCCCGAUACGAACGACCAGUUUUUAUCACUGAAGGAGUUCCCUGCUAUUCCUGAAAAUAGCCCUCGGCCAUCUGAGGUAUAUCGAACAUUCAAGGAUCGCACGAGCGCUAGCGAGAAGGAGUUGCUGCUCAUGACAUAUCUGUUCUAUGCCGUCGCAAGCCCAGACGCAUUCUACCAGCUGCGCGAGACCUGUAUCGCAAUUCGAGGCGCUCAAGAUCCAUCAACGGUUGGGCGCGAUAACAAAGUCUACGGGACAGUCUGUGCUCUAGACAAAUUAGAGACUGAAGACUAUCAAAAUUCCAUCUUGCGGAGACUCUUUCUCUCGCAGUUGGUCGAAUACCGCCAAGAAAAGGAGCAAGAACUGAUAGACAGAAACCGCGGACUCGAAGACGCCUAA